CAACUUCAACUGCGAACUUUUCCCAGGCAAAUAUGAUGAACCAGUCCCACCCAAAUCCCAUCCCUUGGCCGGCCUCUCCAAUCCAAUGGAGAAACCUAUGCCCAUUUGUCAGUACCCAACAUAGAUCACUUUGGUUGCAUCGCUCUUGUGGACUCUCUAAGUUGCCCUCUAAACUCCAUAGAUUUUGGUUGUAGAAGCUAUAGAGGGUUUUUCUGGUUUUGAAAAUGUCAGCUUUAUCAGUUUCAGCCCUUGUUUGCAUAUGGGUUUUGCUCUGUUUUUAUGGAGGUGUUAAUGGGUAUGGGUAUAUUAAAUACAAUACUGGGAGUGGCAUUGUUGAGGGAAAGUUGAAUGUCCAUUUUGUUCCUCACUCUCAUGAUGACGUGGGUUGGUUGAAGACUAUUGAUCAGUACUAUGUUGGAUCAAAUAACAGCAUACAGGGUGCUUGUGUUGAGAAUGUGCUCGACUCGGUUAUGGUGUCGCUGCUCAAAGAUCCGAAUAGGAAGUUUAUUUUUGCUGAAAUGGCUUUUUUCCAAAGAUGGUGGGUAGAACAGAGUGUGGAAAUACAAGCACAAGUUAGAAAGCUCGUUGAUGCUGGUCAAUUCGAAUUCAUAAAUGGUGGUUGGUGUAUGCAUGAUGAAGCAACAAGCCAUUACAUCGACAUGAUUGACCAAACAACCCUUGGUCAUCGCACAAUCAAAAACCAAUUCAAUAUAACACCUCGUGCUGGAUGGCAGAUUGAUCCAUUUGGCCACUCAGCUGUGCAAGCUUACCUACUCGGGGCUGAGCUUGGCUUCGAUUCAGUGCAUUUUGCGAGGAUUGAUUAUCAGGACAGAGCAAAGCGCAAGCAAGAUAAAUCUCUUGAAGUUGUAUGGCGUGGAUCCAAAACUUUUGGUUCCUCCUCUCAGAUCUUUACUAAUACAUUUCCCGUUCAUUAUAGUCCUCCAAACGGGUUCGAGUUUGAAGUUUCUGAUGACUUCAUGCCUGUCCAGGAUAAUCCUCUUCUAUAUGACUACAAUGUUGAACAACGAGUUAAUGAUGUUAUUAAUGCUGCAAUCACUCAAGCAAAUGUGACAAGGACAAAUCAUAUUAUGUGGACAAUGGGAGAUGACUUUCAAUAUCAAUAUGCUGAGUCUUGGUUCAAACAAAUGGAUAAAUUAAUUCACUAUGUUAACAAGGAUGGUCGCAUAAAUGUGUUGUAUUCUACCCCAUCUCUCUACACAGAUGCAAAAAAUGCCGAAAAUGUAUCGUGGCCACUGAAAACUGAUGACUAUUAUCCAUAUGCAGACAAUACAAAUGCUUAUUGGACUGGAUUUUUUACUAGUCGCCCUGCCUUGAAGCGAUAUAUUCGUUUGUUGAGUGGAUAUUAUUUGGCUGCACGCCAACUUGAAUUCCUGGCUGGAAGGAGAUCUGCUGGUGCCAAUACUUACAGUUUAGGAGAUGCUUUAGGAAUUGCUCAGCACCAUGAUGCUGUCACUGGCACUGCUAAACAACAUACAACAAAUGACUAUGAAAAGCGCUUGGCACGUGGAGCUUCUGAGUCAGAAGCUGUCGUGAGUUCAUCUUUGUCAUGCCUAACUAACUCAACAUCAAAGGACCAAUGUGCCACAACCUUACCAACAUUGAGCCAGUGUCAAUUACUAAACAUAAGUUAUUGCCCACCAACUGAGGAGGAUAUUCCUGACGGGAAGAGUUUGGUUGUCGUGGCAUACAAUCCACUUGGAUGGAAUCGUACUGACAUCAUUAGAAUUCCGGUUAAUGAUGGCAACCUUGUUGUCCAAGAUUCCAUGGGUAAUACAAUGGAGGCACAAUAUGUGGAAUUGGAUAAUGUUACAAGCAACUUAAGAGACUUCUACACCAUGGCCUAUUUGGGAAUUUCACCAGGACCAGCUCCUAAGUACUGGAUUUUGUUUAAAGUAUCUCUGCCGCCUCUGGGUUGGAACACGUAUUUUGUUUCUAAAGCAGCUGGAAAAGGUAAUAGCAGAAGUGUGUUUAGCUCCGUGGUUGGCCUUCCACAAAAUGACAGUGUUGAAAUUGGACCUGGAAACUUGAAGAUGUCCUUUUCUGUAGCAUCUGGACAGCUUGAAAGGAUGUUUAAUUCUAGGACUGGGGUAAGAUGUUUCACUUUUCCCAUGCAAGGGCAUGAUGUGACUGCUUAUUGGAACUGCAGGAGUAAAUUAGCCUUCUUAAGGCUGAAGAGUUUCAUUUUAUGGACUCAGAUGUGUCAAUUACUAAACAUAAGUUAUUGCCCACCAACUGAGGAGGAUAUUCCUGACGGGAAGAGUUUGGUUGUCGUGGCAUACAAUCCACUUGGAUGGAAUCGUACUGACAUCAUUAGAAUUCCGGUUAAUGAUGGCAACCUUGUUGUCCAAGAUUCCAUGGGUAAUACAAUGGAGGCACAAUAUGUGGAAUUGGAUAAUGUUACAAGCAACUUAAGAGACUUCUACACCAUGGCCUACUUGGGAAUUUCACCAGGACCAGCUCCUAAGUACUGGAUUUUGUUUAAAGUAUCUCUGCCGCCUCUGGGUUGGAACACAUAUUUUGUUUCUAAAGCAGCUGGAAAAGGUAAUAGCAGAAGUGUGUUUAGCUCCGUGGUUGGCCUUCCACAAAAUGACACUGUUGAAAUUGGACCUGGAAACUUGAAGAUGUCCUUUUCUGUAGCAUCUGGACAGCUUGAAAGGAUGUUUAAUUCUAGGACUGGGGUUGAUAUACCAGUACAACAAAGCUAUCUCUGGUAUGGUUCAAGCAGCGGUGAUACAGAUCCCCAGGUAUGUAUUUCCUAAAUUUAAGUUGAUUGGCAAGUGUUGACAUGUUAUGUAUACGAUACUCUAUUGCAGUGUUCCGGUGCAUACAUUUUCAGGCCCAAUGGAUCCCCUCCCACUGUGGUUUCAAGAGCAGUGCCAUUGAAGGUUGUGCGCGGAACUCUUGUUGAUGAAGUUCAUCAGCAAUUUGACUCAUGGAUCUAUCAGGUGAUCAGACUUUACAAAGAUAAAGAACAUGCUGAAGUUGAAUUCACAAUUGGUCCUAUACCCACGGACGAUAGUGUUGGAAAAGAGAUCAUUACGCGGAUGACAGCAAAUAUGGUCACAGACAAAGUGUUUUAUACUGAUUCCAAUGGGAGGGACUUUCUAAAACGGGUUCGAGAUUAUAGAGAGGACUGGCCUCUUCAAGUUCAUCAACCCGUUGCAGGGAACUAUUAUCCGCUCAAUCUCGGAAUUUACACGGUGGACAAAAAAUCUGAAUUCUCAGUCUUGGUUGAUCGUGCCGUUGGUGGAGCCAGCAUUGAAGAUGGAGAAGUAGAGCUAAUGCUUCAUAGGCGUACAAUCUUUGACGACUCCAGAGGAGUUGGUGAAGCCCUUGAUGAGACGGUGUGUGCUGAAAAUAGAUGUGAAGGCCUCACGCUAAAGGAGAAGAGGCAAAUCAUGAUAAUCUCAGUUUUACAGGAGCUGGAUGAUGGAAGUGUACUCCUUCGCUUGGCACAUCUAUAUGAGGCAGGGGAAGAUGCUGAAUACUCAACAUUAGCCAAAGUUGAAUUGAAGCAGGUGUUUUCUGGAAAAAUGAUAAAGGAGGUCAAGGAAGUGAGCUUGUCAACAAACCAAGACAAGUCACAGAUGAAGAAGAUGACUUGGAAAGUUGAGGGGGAUAAUGGAGGGGCACCCCGAGCUAUUAGAGGCGGCCCCGUCAAUAUUUCAGAUCUUGUUGUUGAGCUUGGUCCUAUGGAGAUUCGGACUUUCCUGUUGACAUUUUAACAGAUCUUCUGUCCCCGGUUAUACAUCAUCGUGAAUUCUUCAUACGAAGUCUUGACGAGGAAAGCCUAUUUUCCAUUUAUUUUGCCACCACUUUCCUGGAGAGACUUCUGCGCCCUAAUAAAGAUUUUGAGUGAUGGGUUUGUUUGGCUGAGUGUCACAACAUGAUGCACUGUUGUAAAAACGAGACACGAAAAUAAGUUGUAGCAUCAUCCAAAGAACAGGAAGAAAGAAUUAUAUUUUCUGAUUAAAACAAAGACUGUUGUAGCGAAGUUCACCUUCUAUGGCCUUUGAAUUGUUAGUGUGAGAUAGGCACUUCUUUGAAGUAUCAAGCUGUAACAACUGAUGUCCAAACUAUUUACUGUGUCUAUGAAAUUUGCUUUGGUCUC
Camellia sinensis is the source of this 4132-nucleotide messenger RNA. The record is from RefSeq and is a predicted model, not a curated record. NCBI's taxonomy places the organism in Eukaryota, Viridiplantae, Streptophyta, Magnoliopsida, Ericales, Theaceae.